Balaenoptera acutorostrata (minke whale) is the source of this 3732-nucleotide messenger RNA. RefSeq names its product ATP binding cassette subfamily B member 5 (gene ABCB5). Lineage: Eukaryota; Metazoa; Chordata; Mammalia; Artiodactyla; Balaenopteridae. Gene Ontology annotation, cellular component: membrane. Gene Ontology annotation, biological process: transmembrane transport. Gene Ontology annotation, molecular function: ABC-type transporter activity; ATP hydrolysis activity; ATP binding. The record is from RefSeq and is a predicted model, not a curated record.
AUGGCAAAUUCUGAAAGUGUUGAAGAAAUGCAAGAAAAUUAUCAGAGAAAUAGAAAACUGCAAGAACUGCCCAAAGUAAGACAGCAAGUUGUUGGACCUACUGAGAUAUUUCUCAUUGCUGAUGGACUGGACAUCACACUCAUGAUCCUAGGAUUACUAGCAUCACUAGUAAAUGGGGCCUGUCUUCCUGUAAUGUCACUGAUUUUAGGAGAAAUGAGUGACAGCCUUAUCAGUGGAUGUCUAGUCAAAACCAACACAACAAAUUAUCGGAACUGUACUCAGUCUCAAGAUAAGGUGAAUGAAGAUAUGAUUGUGUUGAUCCUGUAUUAUGUUGGAAUAGGAGUUACUACCAUGGUUUUUGGCUACAUACAGAUUUCCUUUUGGGUUAUGACUGCAGCUCGACAGACCACGAGAAUUUGAAAACAGUUUUUUCAUUCAAUUUUGUCUCAGGACAUCAGCUGGUUUGACAGUUGUGACAUCGGUGAACUUAAUACUCGCAUGACUGAUGACAUCAACAAAAUCAAUGAUGGUAUCGGAGACAAGAUUGCUCUGUUGUUUCAAAACAUGUCUACUUUUUCUGUUGGCCUGGCGAUUGGUUUGGUGAAGGGCUGGAAACUCACCCUGGUGACUCUGUCCACAUCACCUCUUAUAAUUGCUUCAGCAGCCAUGUUUUCUAGGGUAGUUAUCUCAUUGUCCAGUAAGGAAUUAAAUGCUUAUUCCAAAGCUGGGGCUGUAGCAGAAGAAGUCUUGUCAUCAAUCCGAAGAGUCGUAGCCUUUCGGGCCCAGGAAAAAGAAAUUCAAAGGUAUACACAGAAUCUAAAAGAUGCAAAGAAUGUUGGCAUGAAAAAAGCUGUAGCUUCGAAACUCUCUUUUGGUGCUGUGUACUUCUUUAUGAAUGGAACCUACGGACUUGCUUUUUGGUAUGGAACCUCCUUGAUUCUUAGUGGAGAACCUGAGUAUACCAUCGGAACUGUUCUUGCUGUAAGUCUUAUUUGAGAACAAAGGGGUUUUUUUAGUGUAAUCCAUAGUAUUUAUUGCAUUGGAGCAGCAGCCCCUAGCUUUGAAACCUUCACCAUAGCCAGAGGAGCCGCCUUUAAUAUUUUCCACAUUAUUGACAAGAAACCUGCUAUAGAUAAGUUUUCAACAACAAGCUCUAAAUUGGAAUGCAUAGAAGGAAGUGUGGAAUUUAAAAAUGUUUCUUUCAGUUAUCCAUCAAGACCAUCUAUCAAAAUUCUGAAAGGUCUGAAUCUCAGAAUUAAGUCUGGAGAGACAGUAGCCUUGGUUGGCCCCAACGGCAGUGGGAAGAGUACAGCAGUCCAACUGCUGCAGAGGUUAUAUGAUCCUGAUGACGGCUUUAUCACGGUGGAUGGUAACGACAUCAGAACUUUAAAUGUGCAGCAUUAUCGAGAACAUUUUGGAGUGGUCAAUGAAGACAUUGAAAAAGCUGCAAAGGAAGCAAAUGCUUAUGAUUUUAUAAUGGAGUUCCCCAUGAAAUUUAAUACCAUGGUAGGGGGAAAAGGAGCUCAAAUGAGUGGAGGACAGAAACAGAGGAUUGUGAUUGCUCGAGCUUUAGUUCGAAACCCGAAGAUUCUGAUCUUAGAUGAGGCUACUUCUGCCCUAGAUACAGAAAGCGAAUCAGUGGUUCAAGCUGCACUGGAGAAGGUAAAAGUGUACAAAAAGAGUAGGCCUAAUGAAAAGCCUACACUUAGUGCUGGUGUAAGACCCUACUCAAAAUCAUCUAUAAAAGAUGGGAUGGUGGUGGAAAAAGGAACACAUGCUGAACUAAUGGCAAAACAAGGUCUAUAUUAUUCACUUGCAAUGUCACAGGAUAUUAAAAAAGCUGAUGAACAGAUGAACUCAAUGGCAUAUUCUACUGAAAAAGAUAUCAGCUCAAUUCCUCUGUGCUCUAUGAAUAGCAUCAAGUCAGACUUUACUGACAAGUCUGAGGAAUCCAUCCAAAAUAAAGAGAUAAGUCUUCCUGAAGUUACUCUAUUAAAAAUUUUUAAAUUAAACAAGUCUGAAUGGCCUUCUGUGGUUCUGGGGAUAUUGGCUUCUGUUCUAAAUGGAACUGUUCAUCCAGUAUUUUCCAUCAUCUUUGCAAAAAUUGUAACUAUGUUUGAAAAUGAUGAUAAAACCACAUUAAAGCAUGAUGCAGAAAUUUAUUCCAUGAUAUUUGUAAUUUUGGGUAUUAUUUGCUUUGUCAGUUAUUUCAUUCAGGGAUUAUUUUAUGUCAGAGCAGGGGAAAUUUUAACCAUGAGAUUAAGACACUUGGCAUUUAAAGCCAUGUUAUAUCAGGGUAUCUCCUGGUUUGAUGAUAAGGAAAACAGCACAGGAGCCUUGACAACAAUAUUAGCCAUAGAUAUAGCACAAAUUCAAGGAGCAACAGGAUCAAGGGUUGGUGUCUUAACACAAAAUGCAACUAACAUGGGACUUUCAGUUAUCAUUUCUUUCAUAUAUGGAUGGGAGAUGACACUCUUGAUUCUGAGUAUUGCUCCGGUACUUGCUCUGACAGGAAUGAUUGAAAUGGCAGCAAUGACUGGAUUUGCCAACAAGGAUAAGCAAGAACUUAAGCAUGCUGGAAAGAUAGCAACCAAAGCUGUGGAGAAUAUAUGCACUACAGUGUCAUUCACAAGAGAAACCUUCGAGCAAAUGUAUGAGGAGAUGCUUCAGACUCAGCACAGAAAUACCUUGAAGAAAGCACAGAUCAUUGGAAUCUGUUAUGCAUUCAGCCAUGCCUUUGUAUAUUUUGCCUAUGCAGCGUGUUUUCGAUUUGGAACUUAUUUAAUUCAAGCAGGACAAAUGACCCCAGAGGGCAUGUUCAUAGUUUUUACUGCAAUUGCAUAUGGAGCUAUGGCCAUUGGAGAAACACUUGUUUUGGCACCUGAAUAUUCGAGAGCCAAAUCUGGGGCUGCACAUCUGUUUGCUUUGUUGGAAAAGAAACCAACUAUAGACAGCUAUAGUCAAGAACGGAAAAAACCUGACAUAUGUGAAGGGAAUAUAGAGUUCCGAGAAGUCUCUUUCUUCUAUCCAUGCCGCCCAGAUGUUCUAAUCCUUCACAGUUUAUCCCUCAGCAUUGAGAAAGGGAAGACUGUAGUAGCAUUUGUUGGGAGCAGUGGCUGUGGGAAAAGCACUUCUGUCCAACUUCUGCAGAGAUUUUAUGACCCAGUGAAAGGGCAAGUGCUCUUUGAUGGUGUGGAUGCAAAGGAAUUGAACGUACAGUGGCUGCGUUCCCAAAUAGCAAUCGUUUCUCAAGAGCCUGUGCUAUUCAACUGUAGCAUUGCUGAGAACAUUGCCUAUGGUGAUAACAGCCGUGUCGUGCCAUUGAAUGAGAUAAAAGAAGUAGCAAAUGCAGCGAAUAUCCACUCUUUUAUUGAGAGUCUCCCUGAGAAAUACAGCACACAAGUUGGACUGAAAGGAACACAGCUUUCUGGCGGCCAGAAACAAAGACUAGCUAUUGCAAGGGCUCUUCUCCGAAAACCAAAAAUUUUAUUGUUGGAUGAGGCCACUUCAGCCCUUGAUAAUGAGAGUGAAAAGGUGGUUCAGCAUGCCCUUGAUAAGGCCAGUAAGGGGAGGACGUGCCUAGUGGUAGCUCACAGACUCUCCACGAUACAGAAUGCAGAUUUGAUAGUGGUUCUGCACAAUGGAAAAAUAAAGGAACAAGGAGCUCAUCAAGAGCUCCUGAGAAAUUGAGACAUAUAUUUUAAAUUAGUAAAUGCACAGUCAGUGCAGUGA